AUGGAGCGGUGUGGGCGGCGUGCAUGUGUGAGGGCUCCCGGUAGGUCCACCGCGGCGGUGCGGCUGGGCGCCGGUGCGCUCGACUGCGUCCGCCGCAUUGCGGUGCUGCAGCGGCGCCGCAGCUGCGCGGGCACGCCGUGCGAGUGCGUCCGCCGAGACCCCGGCACCCACAACCCCUCGGAGGAGUGCUACUCAGUCAGCCAGCUCAGGCGAGAGCCGCGCUCGGCUGCUUCGGGGCGCGGCGGUGCGCGAGUCCGGCAGUUUCCGGACCUCCGCGGCGCGUCUUGCGGUUGCAUCACGUCGGUAGCAGCGAUGCCGAGCCUCUCUGGACAUGCCCAGGCCGCGCCCCCGCUCAAGGGCGCGGCCGCCACGGCCGACCUGCGCGCGACGCACAUCAUCUGCACGAUGGGCCCGCGCAACGCGACGGAGGAGAACCUGCGCAAGCUGCUGGACGCUGGCAUGGAUGUGAUGCGGCUCAACUUCUCCCACGGCGACUACGAGUGGUUCGAGCAGACCAUCAACCUCGUGCGCCGCAUCCAGGCCGAGCCGGGCUCCACGGCCCGCCUGUGCGCCAUUGCCCUCGACACCAAGGGGCCCGAAAUCCGCACAGGGUUCAUGGCCGAGGGUCCGAGCAAGGGCGGCAAGGAGAUCCUGAUCAAGCAGGGCAGCACGGUCGAGGUGCACACGGGCGACGACUGGAAGCAGAAGGGCGACGCGAACAACCUGUACGUGGACUACAAGGACCUGUGCACCACCGUCAGCCCGGGCUCCAUCAUCUUCGUGUCCGACGGGCAGCUCGAGCUCAGGGUGACGGAGGUGAAGGCGGACUCGGUGGUGACGCGCGCGGUGAACUCGCUGGCGAUCGGGGACCGGAAGGGCGUGAACCUGCCCGGCGCGAUCGUGACGCUUCCGGCGGUGUCGGAGAAGGACCGGCAGGACCUGGCGUUUGGGGCGCGCAUGGGCGUGGACUUUGUGUUCGCGAGCUUCAUCCGGUCGGGGGAGCAGGUGCGCGAGGUGCGCAAGGCGCUGGGGCCGGAGGGGGCGGACAUCAAGGUGAUUGCGAAGAUCGAGAACCAGGAGGGCCUGGACAACUUCGACCAGAUCCUGGAGGAGGCCGACGGCGUCAUGGUGGCGCGCGGGGACCUGGGGAUCGAGAUCCCCGCGCCGCAGGUGUUCGCUGCGCAGAAGCAGCUCAUCCGGCGGUGCAACGCGGAGGGCAAGCCCGUCAUUUGCGCCACGCAGAUGCUGGAGAGCAUGAUCACCAACCCGCGCCCCACGCGCGCCGAGGUGACCGACGUCGGCCAGGCCGUGCUCGACGGCGCCGACUGCGUCAUGCUCUCCGGCGAGACCGCCAAGGGCGACUGGCCCAUCGAGGCGUGCUCCACGAUGGCGGCGAUCUGUCGGCAGGCGGAGAGGCUCUUUCCGUCAUACCAGGUGUACAAGGACCUGCAGGCGCUGAACCGGCACCGCGAGAGCAUGCACUUCUGCGAGGCGACGGCGUGCAGCGCGGUGGGCAUGGUGCACGAGCUGCACGCCAAGGCGAUGGUGGUGAUGCCGCGGUCGGGCCGCACGGCGCGCUUCAUCUCCAAGUACCGGGCGCCGGUGCCGGUGGUGUGCGCGACGAGCAGCGAGCGCAUGGCGCGGCACAUGCUGCUGCACCGCGGGAUGCUCCCGCUCGUGGUCGACGCCGCGCUGCUCACCGAGGACAUGUCGACGCGCAACACGCACUGCCUCAUCAGCCUGGCCACCGAGACGCUGCGCACCUACGGCGUGGUCAACCCGGGCGACACGAUCAUCUGCGUGCACUCCGAGCGCGUCGACAACGCCGACCUGUGGUGCAAGACCCUCUCGGCCGUCCCGCGCGAGUUCAAGCCCAUCAAGAAGGUCUGGGGCUCCGAACUGGACUUCUCGCGCCUCGACCCCGCCUCCAGCAGCGGACACGUGCCGGGGCAGCGCACGGAGCCCAAGGACCACCUGACGCCGCUGUCGCAGGUCAUCCGCACGAUGGCCGAGCGCCAGGUGGAGCAGGUCCAGAAGACGUCGUCGGGCAAGGACAAGAGCCGCAUGCUCACCAAGUUCCACACCCUGCGCGAGCUCGACCCCAGCGAGGCCGUGCAGACGCAGCUCGUGCUGCGCGUCGUCAACGUGCCCGCCGGCGUGUAG
Pedinophyceae sp. YPF-701 is the source of this 2163-nucleotide messenger RNA. NCBI's taxonomy places the organism in Eukaryota, Viridiplantae, Chlorophyta, Pedinophyceae. The record is from the annotation of a GenBank genome assembly.